Trypanosoma theileri is the source of this 594-nucleotide messenger RNA. RefSeq lists its product as uncharacterized. Bases 1 to 594 code for a protein of 197 amino acids. The record is from RefSeq and is a predicted model, not a curated record. NCBI's taxonomy places the organism in Eukaryota, Euglenozoa, Kinetoplastea, Trypanosomatida, Trypanosomatidae. The transcript has a single exon.
AUGAUGAAGAGUACAGGUUUAUUCAUAAUCAUGUCGUACCUUCUUCGAACAACGAUAGCGGUUGUUGGUCUCUGUGGAGCGGGUUCUAUACUUUAUAAUAGAUGUUUGGCAAACAAACCACCACCCGAACACAACAAGGAACUUAUCCAUUUAGCGGCUGUAGCGUUAUCUAGUGAAGUGGUAGACACUGUUAUUUUUCGAAAUGAAGAGUCAUUGAAACUUCUUAGAGGCUUUGUAAAGAAAGUAUUCCUUCAUCCCGAUGUAGUUCAUGAAAUAAAGACUCAUGUAGUCUCUGAAUUUACAACUAAUAAAGAAACCGUUGCUGCACUUCGUAAGUUUAUUGUGGAAGAUAUUAUCCGCGAUACUUGGGUGGCUGAUGAGCUCAUUAGUAUGGCUAAAGAGACUGGAAAGGAAAUUGUACACGAUCGAACGAUUUAUCCCGAUCUCAGUUUGAAAUUACUUGCGGAUGCCACUCAGGAGGGAUUGCGAACCUCAACGUUUAAAGAGGCACUGAAGUCUGCAGUGAAGGGUUCACUCUGGCAGGCGUUCUUAGGGCCCCCACCACCCCAUCUUACUAAGGGAGUGGAGAAGUGA